This is a messenger RNA of Paramisgurnus dabryanus, 4089 nucleotides long. RefSeq names its product BAR/IMD domain containing adaptor protein 2 like 2b (gene baiap2l2b). Gene Ontology annotation, biological process: plasma membrane organization; actin crosslink formation; actin filament bundle assembly. Gene Ontology annotation, molecular function: protein binding. Lineage: Eukaryota; Metazoa; Chordata; Actinopteri; Cypriniformes; Cobitidae. Gene Ontology annotation, cellular component: nucleoplasm; cytosol. The record is from RefSeq and is a predicted model, not a curated record.
AUGGCUGCUGCUAACAGUGACAUUUUACAUAGAUCAACCCUGAGUGUUUACAAUAAUCUCGUGGAUGAGUUUAACCCCGGCUUACAAAAGCUAGUUAUUUUGGGGAACAGCUACAUGAAAGCUUUUCAAGCCCUGGCUCAGACGAGUGAGGCCUACUUCAGUUUUCUUGCUAAGAUGGGCGAGCAAGCGCUCAACACUUUAUCAUCCAAAUCGCUCGGUGAUGUGCUGAUUCAGAUAUCAGAGACCCAGCGCAAGCUGACAGCUGAGGUGGAGGGUGUGUUUUGUUGGUUCCAUGUGGAGGUUCUGCAGGCAAUGGACAAGAAUGUGAAGCUGGAUGAGGAGUACAUUGAGGGAAGCCGUAGAGUCUAUGAACUGGAGGUAAGAAAUCAGGCUGCAGUUCUGGAGAGGCAGCUGAGACGUGGAGCAUUCAGAGACUCGCUGGAGGGUAGCGAGUACAUGCAAUACCUGAGACAAAGCCAGCAGGAAAUUCUUAAAGAGGAAGAGAGAAGGUAUCGUUUCCUGGCCGAGAAACACUGCGGACUCACACAGUCUCUACUGUUUCUUAUCAACAAGACAGGGGUAUCUCUACAGCAGAGAGCCGAUGGCUGGAAAGAGAGAGUCAGCGAGACCAGAAGCUCCAGACCUCGAACGCCCACUCCGUCAGAUCAAGUGUCUCAGUUAAGGAGUUCUUUAGGCUCUUUUCUUCAGACUGGAGAUCGAGCAAUGUCGCAUGAGCCGCUUGGCAGAGUUCCCUCUAGAGCCCCGUCUCCUCUGCCCAGCCGGUCUCGCUCCAGCUCUGUGGGUGAGUCUUUGGGUCUGGGUGGUGGCCGCUCCAUGAGGGCCAUAGCAUCUCAUCCUCCUUCAUCAAAUCCAGUCCUGCUGCCGUUUUCCCGUGGCGACAUGCUGACUGUACUCAUACCAGAACCCAGGAAUGGCUGGCUGUACGGACGUCAUGACUCGAGCCUUCGUCAAGGCUGGUUUCCUUCUGCCUACGUGGCUGCCACUGAUGAUUUUUUACCUUUGGGUUCAAGUGGGGCGUCGCACAAAAGCCACAGCAUGAACAACCUCCUGGAGCCAACCAGCCAAUCAGAAACUUCAGAAGUUAAAAGCAAUAGCGACAUCACGACUAUGCGUAAAGCUUCGGUUGAUCUGCGUCCGGUCUCUCCACUGCCCAACAACGAAGUAAAAACCAAUCAGAAGACCUACAAUGAGAUACCGACCCCGGCCGCGCCGCAACGACGCGCAUCGACUGACAUUCGCCCAAUAUCGCCACUCCCCGACAGGAGGGCAGAGUCUCAUUUUGAAAGCAAAGUUGAGCAUAAAAGUUAUGAACUCUCGCCUCCAGCCCCGCCCCUUCCAAAUUCCCCUUUACCCGAGCGAAAGGUGGAAUCAAGCACUGAGAGGCCAGCAGCUCAUAUACAACCACAAGAGCAUCCACUUUUUCCCAGAGGAUCGAAUCCCUUUGCCACCGUGAAGCUCCGCCCCACAGUCACCAAUGACAGAUCCUCACCACGGAUUCACUGACGGUUACCAUAGCAAUCCUGAACUCUGACAGGCUCAGGGUCUGUACUAAAUGUCAAAAUCUGUACGGCAGGCAGUAUAGAGUAUGAAAAGAUAUUUCUUUAAAUUUUAAAACUAAAUUUUUAACAGACCUUAUGUACUGUUGGGGACGUUUUCAUCCAAUAUGGGGUGCCUUGUUUUUGAGUCUUAAUUUGGCCAUAACUUUCUCUGUGCUUUAGCAAAUGGAAUGAUUUUUGGUGACAAAUCUUAUAUUGACACAUAUUUUGGGAAAAUGCUUUGAAAUUUUUCAAAAAAAAUCAACAAUACACUUUGGGCAAGUUUACUACCCUUUUGGUAAAUUAAACUGCUGUAAAAAUUUUCAAUUUUCUUUGCAUAAAUCUGUUAAUCAACCUCAGACCUGAUCAGAACUACUAAAUGUUUACAAAAAACUCCAGGAUUUUAUCUCUUUAAUUGAGAAGUUCAUAAAUAAUGUCACUGAUUUGAGGAAACAAUACACAAAAUGACUGAUUUUCAAUAUAAAAACUACAGAGCUCCUAAGGGGACAUGGAGCAAAAAAAAAAAGUUUAGUUUCGCGUGCGCAUGCGAUAGUUUCACGUGCGCAUGCAAAACUAAACUUUAUUUUUUAAAACUUUCACUUCCAAAAAAAUUCUGUCUACAAUUACUUUUUUACCGAGCCCCCAAGGUGACAUUGGAAUAAAAAAAUCUAAAGUUUAGUUUCAUGUGCUCACGCGAAACCUUCAUGUGCAGAUUUUUAUUAAAAAGUUUAGUUUUCAUGCAAUACAUUCACGUGCACACGCGAAAAACUAAACUUUAAAAAAAAAUUCUGCACGUGAGCACAUGAAACUAAACUUUAGAUUUUUUUUACUUCAGUGUCACCUUAGAGGUUCAGUAAAAAAGUAAUUGUGGAUGUUUUUUUUACCUUUUAUUACAGUCUUGGGCAUGUCAAAGAUCAGUAACAACAUUGGCUUUGAUGCAUUGUUAGUUUUUGUGCAGCAUCAGAUUUUAUUUUAUUCUCCCUUAUUUGCCGUUUUCCCCCCAUUGCCAAUGACGAGUUUUUCCGGCAAUCUUUAUUUCUGCUAUUAUCCACCAGGUGGCGCUCUUACCCAACUUAUAAAAACCGGAAGCAUUCCUUUAGGUUAAAAAGUUCAAACUCUGUGUAUGUUUUGAUCAUCGUUCUGAAUCUGAUAUCUAACAAAAGUCUUUCAAAAAUGCAAUUAUCUCAGCUUUUUGCUUUUUGCUGCCAAUAUUUAAGAGGUGAUAAAAAGAGAACGCAGAGGGUCUGUUCUUUCAUUUGAUAUAUUGUAUGUUUAUAUAUUGAAAAAAAACAACAUUUUCUGGAAGGCAUUAAACUUUUGUGAAAAUCAUAAAAAAUGCUGGAGCUGGCUGGCAACUUAAAAAAAAAAAAAAAAAACGGCGGGGAAAGAGUUCACAGAUUUAUGCAAUACCAAUACCAUACAUUUCUUUGACCAAUUCCUGAUUCCUUUAAAAUCGUAAUUUAGUUGUGAUGGUGGUAGAUCGAAUUACUGUGUUUUUGUUUGUGUGUGCAUCUGUAUGGGUAUUUUGUGUUUUUAAGGGCACCUAUUAUGGCCUUUUCACAAGAUGUAAUAUAUGUAAUUUCUAAUAAGGUUUGCCCAGAAUGUGUCUUUGAAGUUUCAGCUCAAAAUACCCCACAGAUCAUUUAUUCUAGCAUGUCCGUUUUAAUGUCUGUACCUUUAAAUGCAAAUGAGCUACAGCUCCCCACUUCCUUAUAAACAGACAAUGAGCGUUUUCAUUUAAAAUAGAUGUGAUUAAUGCAGUCAGAGACAACAGUAUCUAGUGAAAAGAGUACUGAGGGUGGAAACUAUGGUAGUGCAGGACUUUAAGUGGGCGGGGCUUUAUCAAUGUGACCUCACAUUGACAAGAAAAUCAAAACGGCAUGUCUAAUGAGACUGCUUUGAUUUAAUGGGGAUUAAAAAAGAAGGAGCAGGUGGAUUUUUUUCAUUGUAGGGUGGUUGUGUUUACACACUGCCAAUACACAUUUAUAUCCAAACAUCUUGUAAAAGUGAAUUUUGCAUAAUAGGUGCCCUUUAAUGGAUGCUAUAAUCUGUUUAGGGUGUGUUUUUUUAUAAGCUCAACACACAUUUUACAAAAGCUUUGAGUUUGUGUAUGCUUAUUAAAAACAAUUAUAUAUAUAUAUGUAAUUUGUGCGAUUUUGCUCUAGUGUCUAAUUUUUUACAUCUUAAAAUGUUUUUUUUUUUUCUUUUCAUUUUGUCUAACCUGUGGCAGAUGGGGGGAGUGUUUAUGAAGCCUGAGAAAGAACAAUCAUAAUUUUUGCAAAUCAGCUUGUUGACACUAAAAAUGACUUCAGCUUUAAGUUUUAGCUUAAAAACAAAAAUAAAACAAUCCAAAUAAAUGGAAACUGCAGUAUUUUUCUCAACGCAUGGCUUUAUUUCAUAUCUCUCUUGAAUAUUUUUCUCUCAUUUCGUCUCGUCCUUCUUUUCUUGAAUUCACCGUGUUCGGUGGCUCUAUCACAGGGGAGGAGCGUAACAGGGAAAGAGUAACAAACAGAGCGAGAUACGGAGAAGAAAA